Molecule: messenger RNA, 1058 nt
Organism: Cokeromyces recurvatus
Lineage: Eukaryota; Fungi; Mucoromycota; Mucoromycetes; Mucorales; Mucoraceae
Product: SGF29 tudor-like domain-containing protein
Exons: 9
Coding region: 144-950 (268 amino acids)
Cellular component (GO): SAGA complex
Source: RefSeq, a predicted model, not a curated record
UCAACAACAAAAAAUAUACAGUUUUAAUAAUAACUUUUUUUUUUUAAUACUAUUAUUAUAAUAUCACGCAAAAUUAUCACAUUUUUUUUAAUAUUAUUACACAUACACACAUACUAUUAUUUUACUAAAGUUUAAAUAUAAAUAUGGAUCGUAAAUCACGUUCAUUAAGAUCACAUGAGGAAUCAUCAGAGGAAUUCAAUAUAUGGAAACAGAUUUGCUCUUCAUUAUUAAAGUUAGAAGGAAUCCAAAAAGAGGAAGAAACAGUUAUUAAUAGUAUAAAUAAAAUCCAAUUAUCAGUUGAUAUUGAAAAAGGUAUAACAGGCUUAAUUCAACAAAAACUAAAAGAAAACUAUAAACGAGGUAUUGAAUUAUCCUUUAAUGAAUCCAAAAUGAUUCAAAAUAUAAUUGAAAAAUUAUCAGUUUUAAUUGCUUUAAGAGAAAACGAACAAGCAGAUCAAAAAAGGAAGAAACGAAAGAUAGAAAUAACAGAUACAAAAGUCAUAUUGAAUCAGUCUAAUAAUAAUCAUAAUAGUCUUGAGCCAAUAGAAAUACUACCAAAAGGAACUACGGUUGCUGCACGACAACCAAAAGAAAAAGAUAAAAAUGAAGAAUGGAUUUUAGCUGUAGUUAUUCAAUAUCAUACCGAUAAAAAUAAAUAUCAAGUAGAAGACGUAGAUCAAGAUGAUUACGGAGAAAAGCAACGUUACAUGCUAUCUCCUCGUUAUGUAAUUCCUGUUCCUAAUUCAGAAGAAGCUCGAUCGUUACCUGAAAUUCCUGCUCAAGAAGAUGUUUUAGCUUUAUAUCCCGGAACUACCUGUUUUUAUAAAGCAGUUGUUAUUGCUCCACCAAGCAAGAGUAAGGAAAUAAAGAAUUAUAGAGUUCAAUUUGAAGAUGAUAAUGAUGAAGUUAAAUAUGUUAUGCCAGAACAUAUCUUGAAAAUGCCAAAAUAACAAUGUAUAAAAGUGAAUCAUAUACAUAUAAAUAUAUAUGCAUACUAUUAUCCCGUAAUAAUUUAUUUGUAUGUGCACAAUAAAUUAGAGUUAUCAUAAGCAUCAUCA